Molecule: messenger RNA, 1791 nt
Organism: Closterium sp. Naga37s-1
Lineage: Eukaryota; Viridiplantae; Streptophyta; Zygnematophyceae; Desmidiales; Closteriaceae
Source: the annotation of a GenBank genome assembly
AUGACGGCGCGUGUAGCAACUCUCAUUCUAGCGCUCGCGCACGUGUCGCUGCGCGCCGGCGCGUCCAUACAGGACCUCGUGGCGGCGGCCGGCACGGGGUCGCAGGGGUUCGGGUUCACAGGGAAAGCCACUGCCACUUAUUACGGCGGCGGUCUCGACGGCGGCAACUGCGGGUUUGGCAACAUCCUGGCGGCCGGGUACGGCCCCUUGUCAGCGGCAGGCAGUGUGAUGCUCUACAAGGACGGCCACGGAUGUGGCAGCUGCUACAGAGUCCGGUGUGUGGACAGCCCCUACUGCAAGAAGGGCGUGAGCGUCACAAUGACCAUCACGGACCAGUGCCCUGCAGGGCCGGGCGGUGCUGCCCCACGUGUGCUGCCCCACGUGUGCUGCCCCACGUGUGCUGCCCCACGUGUGCUGCCCCACGUGUGUUGUCCCGCGUGUACGCACUUCCCACAUUCAAGCCACUUGUGCCUCUUUCCUCUCCCCCGUGCCAGAGUCCGGUGUGUGGACAGCCGGUACUGCAAGAAGGGCGUGAGCGUGACAGUGACCAUCACGGACCAGUGCCCUGCUGGAGCGGGGUGGUGCUGCCCCACGUGUGUGCACUUCGACCUCAACAUGGCAUCCUUCAACCUCAUCGCGGAGCAAGUGGCGGGGCACAUUCCCCUCGGUACCCUGUGCUUUCAACCGCAACAUCCGCCUCACACCACUGGCUCUGACUUUUGGAUCAACCUGCUCGUGCGCAACGUGGCGGGCCCUGGUGACCUGGCAUCCGUCCACGUGGCAGAAGCAGGAUCCGCCACGUGGAAGCCCAUGGAACACGACUGGGGCGCCGUGUGGGUGCACCGGACGUACCUCAAGUCGCCUCUUAGGUUCCGACUUACCUCAUUAAUGGACGGGCAGGUGGUGGAAACACCUGGCCUGUGUCUCCCUGCGGGGUGGGUAGCAGGAAAGGACUAUGAUUGUCAAGUGCAGUUCUCUGGAGGAGGGGGAGGGGGAGGAGGGGGAGGCGGGGGCGGUUGGGGAGGUGGUGGAGGUGGGGGGAAUGGGGGUGGGGGCAACAGCACAGGGGGGAACAAUGGGUGGAGCGGCGGCGGGGAGAGUGAGGGGAAUUCAGGAAUUCUUCCGCCUAAGAACCUGAAGACCCCUUCUCCUAAGACCCCUUCUCCUAAGUCCCCUUCUCCUAAGUCCCCUUCUCCUAAGUCUCCUUCUCCUAAGUCCCCUUCUCCUAAGUCCCCUUCUCCUAAGACUGCUAGUCCUCCGACGAAAGUCCCUCCCGGUUCCGGGCAGCCGAAUAAUGGGAAUCCGAAAAAGCUCUCCCCUCCUUCAGGGCAGCCGAAUAAAGGGAGUCCGAAAAAGGGUUCCCCACCUUCCGGGCAGCCGAAUGAUGGGAAUUUUAAGAGACUCCCUCCAUCUUCAGGGCAGCCGAAUAAAGGUAGUCCAAAGAAACCCCUCCCUCCUUCAGGGAAGGUGAAUAAUGGGACCAAGGCGAACAAAGGGAGUCCAAAAAAGACCCCUCCUGCUCCAGGAACACCCAAGAAUGGGACAAAGGCUAACAGCCCUCCAAAGAAGACCCCCCUCUUUCCUGGAAAGACGAAGAAUGGGACAAUGGCUCCUUACCCUCCAAGUUCAGGUGCUCCCUUGCCUGGGAAGGCGAAAGAUGGUAAAAGUAAAGGCACCAGCCCUCCUAAGAAGGGCCCACCAACGCAUGGGAAGAUGGAGGAUGGGACGAAGACACCCAACCCGCCGUCGACAAACUCUUUAUUUCCUGGGAAGGCUGGAAGUGGGGGGUAA